AUGGAACCGAGCUGGAGUACGUUUUUAUUUCAACAGGCCAAUGAGGCGCUCCACCACCAGCACCAGUUAGCCGGGAAUAGCCUCUUGCCUUUACUCACUUCUGGAACAGAGCCGCCUGAUCAGAAACCAGUGCUACCCAUAGUGUUGGACCAGAAACCACCAGUCAGUGCUGCAGAACUUCUUAAAGAUAAUGUGGCCAGCGGAACUGGAGCAGGAGGUGGCGGAGGACCUCCUCUUGCUGUUGUCAAAAAAGAGCCUAAAUCAAAGACGCCAUUCAUUUGUGGCUAUUGCAACAAGGCUUUCCGGGACAGCUACCACCUGCGGCGGCACGAGUCGUGCCACACUGGCAUUAAGAUGGUUUCGCGGCCGAAAAAGGCCCAAACAGCUCCCACCAUGGUGCCAAUCAUUUCCACAGUACCUCGCGAUAAUAAUGGAAAUCCUUCAUAUGUCACUACUGUAGCUGGUAUUUUGACAACGGCCACUACAUCAACAGCAACGGGUACGAGUAUUAUGACCCCCAUGCAACACCAACAGCAGCAGAACAUCCCUAAAAAGACUCCCAAACCAGUGAAAAAGAAUCACGGCUGUGAUAUGUGUGGAAAGGCUUUCAGGGAUGUUUAUCACCUGAAUCGCCACAAGCUGUCGCAUUCUGACGAGAAGCCGUUUGAGUGCCCCAUCUGCCAUCAGAGGUUCAAGAGGAAGGAUCGAAUGACAUAUCACGCACGCUCCCAUGACGGUGGAGUUCACAAGCCUUAUAUUUGUUCUGUAUGCGGAAAGGGAUUCUCCAGGCCUGAUCACCUAAGCUGUCAUGUAAAGCAUGUCCAUUCCUCAGAAAGGCCUUUCAAGUGCCAAGUAACGGCCUGUACAUCUGCUUUCGCUACCAAAGACCGUCUACGCUCCCAUAUGAUUAGACACGAAGGCAAAGUCACGUGUAACAUCUGUGGCAAAAUGCUAAGUGCUGCCUACAUCACAAGUCACCUCAAGACUCAUGGUCAGGCCAGCUUCAGCAACCAGUGUAACAAUAAAGGCAUAAAUGACUGGCAGUGGAAUCACUCAGGGCCACGAAAAGGUGAUUUGACGGUAGGAGAGAUUUUAAAUAACUCCUUCCAAGUCCUAAUUGACAACUCUCACAAAGAUGCCAACAACGUACACAGCAAUUCCGCCACGACCACGCCGGUCACCAACUCGGCAGCCAUUACCUCUACCAUGAACCGUGGUGGCAACACAAGCAAUCCGGUCACCAUUGCCGCUCAGAUGAACAUCACCACCAGCACGGUCAACAUCACAAACCCCGUCAACCUGCAACACCCGGUCACGAUUACAGGCCCGGUGAACCUAGCCUCCGUCAACAUCCCCACCACAGCCCACAUGAAUAUUGCCCAUCCCGUGGCCAUCACCACCCCAAUGCCUAUGAAUAUCACCGGCCCACUUAACAUUGCAAUGAGGCCCAUGGAGAGCAUGCCUUUUCUAUCCCAAGUUCUGCCAUCCUCACCUCCUUGGUAG
Nerophis lumbriciformis (worm pipefish) is the source of this 1503-nucleotide messenger RNA. NCBI's taxonomy places the organism in Eukaryota, Metazoa, Chordata, Actinopteri, Syngnathiformes, Syngnathidae. The record is from RefSeq and is a predicted model, not a curated record.